This is a messenger RNA of Pestalotiopsis fici W106-1, 2607 nucleotides long. RefSeq lists its product as uncharacterized. The transcript has a single exon. Gene Ontology annotation, biological process: monoatomic cation transport; intracellular calcium ion homeostasis; transmembrane transport. The record is from RefSeq and is a predicted model, not a curated record. Bases 1 to 2607 code for a protein of 868 amino acids. Gene Ontology annotation, cellular component: membrane. Gene Ontology annotation, molecular function: monoatomic cation transmembrane transporter activity. Lineage: Eukaryota; Fungi; Ascomycota; Sordariomycetes; Amphisphaeriales; Sporocadaceae.
AUGCCUGGCGCCGCGACCAAGAGACGACGAGCGUAUAGCUCAAGGCCUUUUUACUCCAUCGCUUUUGUUCUCGCUCUCAUUCUUGUCCACGUCUUGUUCGUACGAGGACCGGUAUCCUCAAGGCAGCGACAUGAUGGUGAUGAGCCGCUGCUAUCGGCGAGAUCCGCCGAGGAUUGCCGCUUGGUCCACCAGGCCGAGGACAAAUGCGCAUUUGUCCUGCGGAAUUGUCGCGACGAUGAGGCUGGCCUGAUUCAGUAUCUUUCCCUCUACUACUGCACCCUGGGCACUGCAAAGCCCAUUGCAUUCAUCGUUCUCAUUACCUGGCUAUGCUUGCUGUUCAGUACCAUUGGCAUCGCGGCCAGUGAUUUCUUCAGUGUCAACCUCAGCACCAUUGCCACCAUCUUGGGACUGAGCCAGAGUCUAGCUGGCGUGACUUUUCUAGCCUUUGGCAAUGGAUCUCCCGACGUCUUCAGUACGUUUGCCGCCAUGGGCUCCAACAGCGGCAGUAUGGCUGUGGGCGAGCUCCUGGGCGCUGCGGGCUUCAUCACGGCCGUUGUUGCUGGAUCCAUGGCUCUCGUCAGAGAGUUCAAAGUCAGUAGAAACACGUUUGUCCGCGACAUUCUGUUCUUCAUCGUCGCCGUCGCCUUUACCUUUUACUUCAUCUGGGAUGAGAGAAUCAAACUAUGGGAAUGCUGCACCAUGAUUGCAUUUUAUGCAUUCUAUGUCAUAUUCGUCGUUGCUUGGCAUUGGUACGGGAAAAAGAUCAAGGCUCGCAGAGCACGUGAGACGGCAUCGCGUAGUCAUUUUUUGGCCUCCCGGAGCCAACAGGCAAGCGACGAGCUUGAACCUUACCGGGACGAGCCAGAUGACGACGAAGCUGGGCCUGGGUCUCACCACGGGGGAUCUGUUGUCGACAUUGAUGUUUUGGAUCAAGGCCCAAGAAUUGAGGUUGGAGAAGCUGACUCGGAGGAUGCCGACGAUGAGCGUAAUCAGCACAUUGCCGCUGAAGUCACGAGCAGCAUGAGGGUAAAUCGGCCGAGAGGAAGACGCGCCACAACAACGAUCACCGCGAUCCGGCCCAGUCUGCUUGGCGCGCUCGAGUUCAGGGCAGUCCUGGCCUCACUCUCACAGGAACGAAAUAUGCGCAUGGCGCCAAUUUCAGUGAGAAGUUAUUCGGCGGAUAGGAUUGCUGUUGACAGUGCUGCAAGCGGUGUCGCCGCCGUAGGUGGCCCAGCCAGCGCUCAGUCUGUUCAAGGCACCGGCGCGACGGAGCCCACAAACAGGGUGAGGUCGCGUUCUUCUGGCGCCAUACCAUCCAUCAUGGACGAGGACUUGGUCAUGGCGUCGCCCAGGUCAGACACCAACGAAACACGAACAUCAAGCGUCCCGCCGCACAUCGUGGGAGGAAGACUUGCCCCGCCCCCAACAGACUCGACUGGUGGCCUCGCGCUGGACCAUCAAAGCAACGCAUCACAGCGCCAGCACUUGUUGGGUGGGGGCUUACAGCUUCAGAUUCCCAGCCCGAGUCCUCCAGGUAGUCAUGAUUCCACCCCGGCAGGCUCUCCCUUCCCACAAUACACGGACACACCCAUGCUGAUGACGCCAAAUGUCAUGCAGUCAUCUGUGCCUACGUUACCCACUCCUGGUGUGGAGCGACAUUCACCCUUCGACGACCUGCAGAUUACUGAAGCCUCAAGGCCAGUAAGGUGGUGGCCAUAUCGAUUUUUGCCUGACCCUUAUAUGCUUAUACGCACUCUAUUCCCAACUUUGCAGGACUGGGCAAAUAAAUCCGCUUGGGACAAGCUGGUAAGCGCGUGGUCAGUGCCAAGUGUUUUGCUGUUGGUCAUCACACUACCAGUCGUAGAAAGUGAAACUACCGAUGAUGAUUCGGAAGACAACAUUAUGGAUGAACCAGCUACUGGUGCGGCGCUCAAUGUUGCUCCACCGGUUUCUUUCGAGCCACAUGGCCUGAUGGGCUCCGAGACAGAAUGGCAGCAAUAUAGACGGCACACAAGAUCACGCGCUUCGUCAGGGACCGCGUCACCAGCCGCCAUCUCGUUGGUUGCCCCUGACGAGUCUCAUGAUUCGAGGAACACGGGUAGCACGCCUCAACAUUCCGGCGAGCCUGUGAUACAACUUUACAAACCUGCAUCAGAGCCAAACUCAACAGCCGAUGAUAGUGAGGAUCAAGGGUGGAAUCGGUGGCUCUUGAUCUUGCAGAUAUUUACCGGCCCAAUGUUUGCUGUAUUCAUCGUAUGGGCAAAUGCGGUCGAAGAUUUUGAGCAACCGGGCAAAGUUCUCGUACGCAUGGUAUUGGGUGCACUUGUGUUUUCCCUUGUCGUACUUGGUGUUCUCCUGGCCACCACAAACCCUGAUCGUCGCCCAAAGUAUCACUUCUUGUUUUGUUUUCUCGGGUUUACCAUCGCUAUUGCUUGGAUAUCUACCAUUGCCGGCGAAGUUGUGGGUGUUUUGAAGGCACUUGGUGUCAUUUUUGACAUUUCCGAGGCAAUACUCGGCCUCACAGUAUUUGCCGUCGGUAAUUCUGUAGGCGACCUUGUUGCUGACAUUACUGUUGCUCGGCUCGGCUAUCCCGUCAUGGCACUGUAA